Messenger RNA from Glycine soja, 378 nucleotides. NCBI's taxonomy places the organism in Eukaryota, Viridiplantae, Streptophyta, Magnoliopsida, Fabales, Fabaceae. The record is from the annotation of a RefSeq genome assembly.
AUGCCUACAUUAAAUCAAUUGAUUCGUCAUGGUAGAGAAGAAAAACGGCGCACGGACCGUACUCGAGCUUCGGAUCAAUGUCCCCAGAAGCAAGGAGUACGCCCGCGUGUUUCAACGAGAACACCGAAAAAACCAAAUUCAGCUCCACGUAAGAUAGCCAAAGUACGAUUGAGCAAUCGACAUGAUAUAUUUGCUCACAUUCCGGGCGAAGGUCAUAAUUCGCAGGAACAUUCUAUGGUGUUAAUAAGAGGAGGUAGAGUGAAAGAUUUGCCAGGUGUGAAAUCCCAUUGUAUUCGAGGAGUCAAGGAUUUGUUGGGAAUUCCGGAUCGAAGAAGAGGCAGAUCCAAAUAUGGUGCAGAAAAACCCAAAUCGAUAUGA